This is a messenger RNA of Paramecium tetraurelia, 372 nucleotides long. RefSeq lists its product as uncharacterized. The transcript is spliced from 3 exons. Gene Ontology annotation, biological process: cellular response to nitrogen starvation. The record is from RefSeq and is a predicted model, not a curated record. Lineage: Eukaryota; Ciliophora; Oligohymenophorea; Peniculida; Parameciidae.
AUGUAAAAGCAGAAGACGCAAACUUACAAAGAAUCUCACAACUUGGAGGAGAGGAAGAAACGAGUGUAGGAGCAACUAGCAAAAUAUCCUGAAAUGAUUCCCAUAAUUGUGGAAAAGAUCCCAGGUUGUAAAUUACCUUAAUUGUAAAAAGUGAAAUUCUUGGUGAACUCAAGUUUCUGCUUCAACGAAUUCAAAAAUACAAUCAAAAAGAAAUUGAACUUGGAUGAAAAGACUUCAACUCUAUUUAUGUAUUGCGGAAAAACCCUAAUGAAUGAACAUGAGAAACUCAAAAAAAUCUACGAUUAAUACAAGGAUCCAGAAGAUGGAUUCCUCUACUUGCAAUAUGCAGAUGCAGAAACCUUCGGUUUUUGA